AUGCCGUUCCUAAAGCUAGAAGACCGAGACCGGCAGCUUUACUACACGUUGAAUUCACCAACAGCAGCAGCAUCGUCUUCUAAGAUAACAACUAUUAUUCUUAUCCAUGGCCUGGGAUCUUCCAGUUCUUAUUAUGCACCAGUUAUUCCCAGGCUCGUAGAUGCAGGAUACUCCUGCUUGGCGCUCGAUUCCCAUGGCUCCGCGUUGACCAAAUUGACUGGCCAGGGCGGCGAUCUUGAAACAAUAAUUCAGGAUAUAGGCGCUGCCGUAUCGACACUCAAAAUAUCUCCUAGCCAAACAAUUAUAGUGGGACAUUCUAUGGGCGGUAUUGUCGCUCCUGAAGCCACACUGCGAUACCAAUUCGCCGGCACUGUCCUCUUAGGCCCCGUAUAUCCCAAUGAGGGUCUUGGAAAAGUUCUUGAGGAUAGAAUUCAAAAGGUUCAACAAAAUGGCAUGGACGGUUUAGCAGAUGCUAUACCAAAGGCCGCAACAGCAUCUUCAGCCACUGCACUACAACGAGCAUUCAUCCGUACUCUUCUUCUCGCUCAAUCUCCAGAGGGCUACAUUGCAAACUGUAAAGCAAUUAUAGCCGCUUCGGUGCCAGCUUACGAAAAAAUCAAGUCUCCGCUCUUGCUGGUCGCUGGUGCUGAGGAUUUUGUUUGCCCGAUCGAGCUCUCGCAGAAAAUCCACGAUAGCUGGGGAUCAACGGAUAAACAUUUGCAAGUUCUCGAUAAAACUGGUCACUGGUACUGUAUUGAAUCGCCUGAUCAAGUUGGUGACGCUAUUGUUCAAUUUGCAAGUGGCAUCAAAUCUGUGUAG
Trichoderma asperellum CBS 433.97 is the source of this 819-nucleotide messenger RNA. RefSeq lists its product as uncharacterized. Lineage: Eukaryota; Fungi; Ascomycota; Sordariomycetes; Hypocreales; Hypocreaceae. Gene Ontology annotation, molecular function: monoacylglycerol lipase activity. Gene Ontology annotation, biological process: acylglycerol catabolic process. Gene Ontology annotation, cellular component: mitochondrion. The record is from RefSeq and is a predicted model, not a curated record.